Messenger RNA from Lotus japonicus, 621 nucleotides. RefSeq lists its product as uncharacterized. Lineage: Eukaryota; Viridiplantae; Streptophyta; Magnoliopsida; Fabales; Fabaceae. Gene Ontology annotation, molecular function: RNA-DNA hybrid ribonuclease activity; nucleic acid binding. The transcript has a single exon. Bases 1 to 621 code for a protein of 206 amino acids. The record is from RefSeq and is a predicted model, not a curated record.
AUGGGUUCUUUACGUGUUGAGGCGUAUGGCUCGGUGCAAGGUAUUUUGCAGUAUUGUUUUGAUAUUAAUGAUGUAGAUAUGGCUUCAAGGUGUGUGAAUUUUGUGUGGGCUAUAUGGGAAGCUCGCAACAGGUUGGUGUUUCAAGGCAUUACGUCUUCGUUGGACGUCUUGGCUUCUCGGUUGCAGAUGAUUCAUGCGCCCCCUAGCGUCUCCAUUUCUCCUCCAGGACGUGACUUUGCAGCAGUGUGGAAAAGGCCUCAACCGAACGUGACCAAGCUCAAUUUUGAUGGCUCUUGGAAGACUAAUCGUGCGGCGGACUUCGGUUGUGUAGCGCGGAACCACCACGGUGAGGUUAUGGCGGCAGCAACGGUCUCUCCGGUGGAUGCUUCAUCUCCAUUGAUGGCUGAAGUUCUUGCUUUUAGAUGGUGUCUCUCUCUUGCAGCUGAUCUUUUCUUCCAUGAUAUAGAGGUGGAAACAGAUUGUCUCAAACUCUAUGAAGCUUGGAACAAGCAUUUGCAGGGAGCUUCUUAUUUUAUUUCUAUUCUUAAAGAUUGUAAGGAUUUGGUUUUAUAUUUUUCUAGUUUUCGUUUGUCUUUUGUCGUCGAUCCGGUAACUCUGUAG